Molecule: messenger RNA, 1563 nt
Organism: Aphanomyces astaci
Lineage: Eukaryota; Oomycota; Saprolegniomycetes; Saprolegniales; Verrucalvaceae
Exons: 5
Coding region: 439-1422 (327 amino acids)
Biological process (GO): amino acid transmembrane transport
Molecular function (GO): amino acid transmembrane transporter activity
Source: RefSeq, a predicted model, not a curated record
CUUCCACGUCGGAGAAAAGAUCCGAGUUGGCAAGAUGACGCGGUUCGAUGACGACGACAACGCGACGGACGUGCCGCUUCUGCUCGAAGAAGUUGACGCCGAUGGCCUAGAGCUAGAGGAACAUGUUCGACCUGAAGAUGAGCAGAGCUUUGUGGAGAAGUAUAUCACCAGCAAGAUGCAGCCUGGAUCUGUCAAGGGGUCCAUGUUUACCAUGACCGUGUCCAUUGUCGGCGCUGGUGUUCUAGCACUCCCGUACGCUCUGGAACAAGUUGGAUUGGUCAUGGGCGUGGCCUUCAUUGUGGCCGGGGGGCUCAUGGCUUACUUUUCGCUGUACCUCUUGGUGGUAUGCAGUGAUUUGUCCAAGGCCUUGUCGUACAUGCAUCUGGCAACGCUGACGUCUGGGCCACGGUGCGUCCGCCUGUGUUUCCCAUCUCACGAAUGCCUAGGCUGUCCAUGUUUGUGCAGCUCGUGAUCAGUUUGAACCUGUUUGGCACAUCCGUGGGCUACCUCGUAGCCAGUUCCGAGCUCAUUUUGCUCGUGGUCAAGCCGAAUGGAGACCACCCGACACCGUCAGAAGCGUCGCAGUCGCGCAACGCGCUGAUUGGAGCGUUGAGUUUGUGCUUUGUGUUGCCGCUGUCGCUGCUUCGGUCGCUGUCGUCGCUUCGAUUCUCGUCUCUAUUUUCGCUGCUGUGCAUUGUAUUUCUCACGCUCACGGUCGUGGCCAAGUACUUCCAGUUCGUGCACUUGGGCUACGCCCCCGACUUUGUCUACCAGUGGAACCACCUGCCGCUGGCCACCCUCGACGUCGGCCGCAUCCUCACAGCGCUGCCCCUCGUCAUCUUCGCCUACACAUGUCACCCGAACGUGCUGCCCAUCUACAUCCAGCUGCAGCGCCGGUCGAGUCCGCGCAUGUACAAAGUGGCGCGCCGCAGCUUGAGCCUGGCCACGGCGCUGUACGCAUUGCUAAGCGCGUUUGUGUUUCUGACGUUUGGAAUGGCCACGCACACCAACUUUCUGCAGAACGACUACCACCACGACGCCGCCAUCAUCGCCGGCUCCAUCUUCUUUGCCGUCGCGAUGGUCAUCACCACGCCGUUGUACAUUCACACGUUGCGACAUGGCCUAAACGAGAGUAUAUGGGGGCCAGACAACCAAGGCAGCUUCGUGCGCCACCUGCUUGUGACCCUUGUGCUCGUGGGGGGCAUCUGUGGGGUGUCCAUCUUGGCCAAGGACGUGGCGACGGUGUUGGGGUUCUUGGGGGCGACAACCAACCCCAUCAUAUGCUUUGUCCUGCCAGCGUUUUUCGUUUGCAAACUAGCCCCAGAUGCGUAUUGGAUGGAGAAGGCCGCGUCCGUCGGCAUCUGCUUGGCCACCACGGCGCUGUGUGUAGCGAGCUUGGUCCAUCAAGUUCGAGCGUACUAAUACUACUGCAUACACACUAGUACAGUAUUCAUACUAGCCACGAGGGUGGUAUUAUGUACUAAGCGUCAGGUGUAUGUACUUCUAUCCGCCAUAUAGGGCAAAAACAGAAAAGUAGUAUUAUUGUGCUUUCGAGUGAAAUUU